CGUGAGGGCGGACGUGUCUCAAAAUUGCUUGACAAAAAACCUACCAAAUACUGUAACUAUUAGGACCAAGUUUUGUAUUUGUCAGUGCGAUAAACUUCUUGCGUGUGUUGCAUACAAAUAACGACAAGAACUGACAUACUGAAUGCAGCCUGGAAAAUGAGCUGGAAACAUUUGGGAAUGGUGUAAAGUUGUCCUCGAAGUUUCUUUGGAACAACACCGACCAAUAACCAACCAAAAAACAGCAAGAUGGCCGUAAACCACGCAGGUCGGCGCAAGACGCUAGAAGAUCAAACUCAUGUGACCAUACAGGAGCAGUUUUUGUAUGAAUGGAAAGAAAACUUUGGAGAUUCGCAAGUACCAGAGAACUUGCAGUUUAUGAAGAUGACUCUCCCUGAGACUGUCAAACCAACGCAGGGCGAAGAGGGCGUGGCCACCCCUGCCUUCAACGCCACUGACUCUUUGAUUCUCGCCAACCUAGAGGGAGACCUCAAAGAGUCCUCCACACACAUCCUCAAACUACGCAAUGAGCUGAAGCGGGAGAAAUUUUGUAAGGAAUGGCUGACGAAAGAGAUCCACCGUUACAACAGGGCAAGCGAGGGACUGGACUCUAGAUCAACAGGGUCGUCAGAAGCGUCAGAGCUGUAUCCUGAAGAGGAUUUCGAAGCCUUGGGGGUGGUCAAAGAGGAGUUGGAGACGCCCCGGGCAUCACUUGAGGAAGACGAGGUAUCAGGAGAUUCUUGUGAUAAAAAGACUCUGCAUGUCGAGAAUGAUGAUGGUGACGAUGAUGAGCAGGAACCUCUCUAUGACAACAUCAAACCUCAAGACGACAGUAGCUCUGACGAAGACAUGGAGGGAAUUUAUGAGAACUUGGACUUCUUGAAGAAAAUGCAAAAUGGGGAUGCGUCGAAUGAGGAGUCGGAAGGCGAAGAUGUCUUUCUUGGAAACCCACAUAUGGAGCACCUACUCACAACGAACAUGAGGGUCAGCACUCUGAUAGAGGGGCAUGAUGAAGACGGAGGACCCCCUCCAAGAAGACCCUUGAGGAGGGGCCAACCUCCUGUCCUACCUAUUCGGGGUGACCUCCCGAAGAUGCCCCAGAGAGAUGAGACUGCACAAGAGAAGGACGAGACACACCCCUCAGACAACAAACAAGACCAUGAUUUCCUGUCGCCUAACAGUGCCAGCCAAAGAGCAUCCAGUCCCUCCAGUAUGUCGGCUGAUGAUCGUGGCUCUGUAUCGUCCACUGACCCAGAAUCCUCUCCAUCUUUCAAGAGACCGGUUACCAUUCGUCAGAUGUCUGGCGAGAUGAGCCCAGAUCCACCAUCAGAUGAUCAGCUCCAACACAGGUUAUCUUCACCAGAGGUAGAAAUCCUCAAUGUCAGAAGACUACUACUGAGCGGGACUUUGGAAAGUGAACUCAAGUAUGUCCAGACUAUGGAGGAACUUCAAAAGGUAAUGAAGACAUUCAAGGCCAACAUGACCACCUCACAGCCGAUGCUAACCCAAGAAGACUACGAUACUCUUUUCUUUAAGAUACCUGAACUUGCUGAUGUACAUCGUGAGUUCUGCAAUCACAUGGCGCCCAAGCUGGCUAAGUGGAGCCCUGGACAGACCUAUGGAGAUUCAUUCAAACUUUUGGCCAGAGAUUUUGGUCUACAUGAGGAGUAUGUAGCCAACUACAAGAAGGCCAUGGCUGUCUUGGCAAGACUGAGGAAGCUUGAUGAAAGGUUUGCUGCAAUCUCUAGUAGUAUUAAGCUACAGUCAGGCACCACCUACACCAUGGAAUCUAUGUUGAAUACGCCUCUGCAGAGAAUAACAAAGCUGACAUUGGUCCUGAAUGAUCUUUUGACGAGAACUCCCGUCAGUCAUGAAGACUAUAACAUUCUCGCUCAAGUACUGGAGAAGACAAGGACUUUCUUCAAGCAAGUGGACGAUGCCACGAAGGAAACAGAUAGCACCAAACAGAAGAGGCGGCUGAUCAAGGAGAGCUACUUGGUUGAGUUCAGCGAGGGACGUAAGCUGAGGCAUGUACUGCUAUGGUCAGAUCUUAUCAUCUGUGCUAAGGAAAAACCAGUCAGUGGGAUGUUUCACCGUGACAAAGCCCAAUAUGACUGUCAAUGGUACAUGCCGCUCGCAGAGCUGUCACUUACCCCAAAUGAAAGAUCAGAAGCUCCAGCCCAACUUACCAACAUGAGUGACAAAGAACUUGAUGAGAUGAAGAAAUCAAUCAAAGAACUGAAAGCUUCUGCUAGGAAAGACACAAAUUCUGGAACGUCUUCCAGUCCCAGCGGUUCGUUCCGUCUCAACUCUAGUGGCAGGAGGCAGAGCAAGCAGCUGACAAAAAGUUUGGAGUCAAGACGGAAAGAAAUAACAGAAAAGGAGGGAGUUGUGAUCAUCGAGUCUCCAAAACUACCCCUUCAUCUUUAUCAUAACCAAGGAAAGACGUACACACUGCUCAUGUCCUCGGACUAUGAGCGCUCCGAGUGGAAAGAAGCCAUCUUGACGGCCAAGAGAGAGUGUCGAAUCACCGCCUCGCUCACUCCGUAUCACAUCGAGAAACUACUCACCAAAUGUAAACGAGGUCGCAAGAUAAACAACAUUGGAUCAAUACUCAUCAAAGACGAGGAAGAGCUGUUGUUUGGAACAUUAAAUGUGACUGUACACCAUGCCAAGGGACUUAAUGUGCCAGGACAGCUCUACUGCUGUGUUGAGGUUGACUCCUAUGGGAUCAUCUCCCUCCGUGCCAAGACUAAGAAGUCGGAGAACUCUAAGAUGCCAACGUGGGAUGAGGAGUUUGCGCUUGAAGUUGAGGGCGCCCAAACGCUCCGCAUUCUAUGCUAUGACUACACCAAGGGGCUUGAAGACGAGAUGAUGGACAAGGGGGCCAAGACGCUCACAAGAUCGGAGAUUGGCAAGAAGCAAAUCAGCACUACCGUCCAAAUGGAAAAGCUUGAGGUUGACAUAAGUCUGAAGUUUGAAUCAUCUGAAAAGGCUCUGAAGCGGGUACAGUCCAAAAAGAAAAUGGGUGUGUUUGGGGUGAGGAUCAGCCACCUGUGUCAAAGAGAGGGUACCAAGAUACCCAAUAUCGUCAUCAAUUGUGUGGAGGAGAUCGAUAGAAGAGGUAUUUCAGAAAUGGGAAUUUAUCGGAUCUCUGGCUCCUCAGCUGACAUCUUGGGGUUAAGAAAACUCUUUGAAAUGAAUAGCAAACACAUUCUUACCAAGCUGAAGCAGGCUGAGAUACACGCUGUAGCUGGUCUCAUCAAACGUUACUUCAGAGAUCUCCCUGAACCCAUCUUCACUCAGAAUCUCUACUGUAAAAUAAAGGAUGGCUUUGCCCUGAAGGAUCCUGAUGCGAAGAGAGAGUGCAUGAUAUCAAUCAUGCAGACUGUACCAGAACCAAACAUAACCAUCAUAAAAUACCUGUUCAGACAUCUCAAAAGAGUGGCAGAUAAUGAAUCAGUCAACAAGAUGCAUUUACAUAACCUUGCCACAGUGUUUGGCCCCACCCUGCUUGGCCCAGCCUCCAAGCCCUCUCCCCUGGCCACUGGUGACAACAAAGCCUUCAUUACCGGGAUCAUGGGCAUGUCUGACGCCAUGUCACAGGUCGGAAUUCUCUUCUACUACCUUGAGCAUUAUAACUAUGAAUAGUACAUGUCUCAGUACAGAGCCCCCUUGCUAUUGAUUUACAAUAUACAUGUAACUCUGAACUAUCUUGGCUCUUGUGGAUCAAAGAUCAGAGCUCAACUCACAUACAAGCAUUGUAAGAUUUGAUGGCGUCAAUACUGCACAGUCAAAACUGUAUUUUGGGACCAGGCAUAUCAUUUAUAUUUGAAGUUACCCACACUGUGUGUAACUUUGUAUAAUUCUUUAUUCAGGUAUCACAAUACAUGUAUACAAAGAUAUACAAAUGUUAGUACAAUAGGUACACUUAUUUAGUAACAAAUGUGAUGUGUGAUGCAUAUAGCCGGUAAAUUUCCUGAAUUGCAAUGUGUAGAAGGUUCCUAAAAUUGCAAGUAAUCAAUUCUCAGAAAUGUUCACUUUGUCAAACUGUAUAUCUGUUACAUGUACUUAUAGGUCUACUGUAUGUGGCUCCUUUAUUACGUACUGUGUAAAAUUAGCCAUUCAUCGCAUGCAAACAGUUCUUGAUUGGUUUCCAGAUCAUUAGCCAUGUUGGUUUCUCACAAUUAAUGAGAAUUUUCUGUUUGGCUAUUAGUAGUGUUUUGUGGGUUCUUUCUCAGAAUCCUUAUAAUUAUACCUUGUUAAGAAAAUCUAAAUAACCUUGGAAACUGUACAUAACAGAAAGCCAAGGAAGUCUUAUAAAGCAGAAAGUUUCAUAAUAUAACCUUAUCUAAUAUGCAGAUUAUACAUAUUUCGUAAAAGUGUGUACUAUUCUAGUAAGAAUUCAAAUGUCUUUGAUUUAUUACUCUGAUGAGGCAACACAGAUCAUUGCAAAAAUUAUCAACUCAACAUAUUUUUGUAUAACCUAUAUUUUUCCACUGAUAACUUCAGUACUAAUUAAAAUGUACCCUGAUGCAGAAGAGUUAUUUUGAUAACUAUAGUGUAAUUUAUUUGAUUAAUAAGCUAAGUGUCCUAACAUGUUUACUCAGAAGAGAUAUAGUUGUAUAUAUUAUGCUGUAAAAGUUGAAAUUUAUAUUAUGUAGAUAAAAGUAGUUGAUGUAAUUGUCGCAGUCUUUUAAUACAGUACAUUUAUCGUGUCAAAGUUUGUUGAUUUGGGUUAUUUUCUAGAGAUGUGUAACUUUUGGUUAUCAACCCAUUUAACAUUGAAACAAACCGCGAUACUAAUGUUGAGGUCCCUGUUAUGUUUUUGUUCAGGGAGUGGUUUACAAAUGGUGUGUACAAUGUUGAUGUCACAUGAUCAAAAGUGUUGUUAGUGUGACCAUACAUGGGAAAUGUAGUCUGGUCUCAUUCACGUUUGAGGAGAGAAUCUUAUGUUUGUAUACAGGAAGCCAAACCAAGAUGGUGGUCAAAGUUAAUAUAAAUUUGUAAACUGAAAUAUGUAGUGGCCUGCCAACAGGUGUCCAAGUCUUGUGUUAAACCUGAGAGCUUGGUAUAUACGAAUAAUUAUUGAUGACGCUUUACUCACUGUGAAGUUGAUGUGUAUCGUGGGCUCUCUUGAAUUUGUUCUAGGGUAUUUUCUAGAAGUUGGCAACUAUAGUUGGGACUGUUCUUGUGCAAGGGUUUAAAGUUGUUUUGUUUGUACUGACCUGUUUAUUUCUAAUCUCAAUUUUUUCCCCUAAAACAAAGGUACCGUUGAACCAUUUUCUUUGUAACUAUUUAAUAGCAGGCAAAUAACCAUUGAUCAUCUUAUUUGUAUAAUCUUAUUUGCAUAAUCUUAUUUGCAUAAUCCAGUACAACUAAGAAAUAUUUAGAAUGCAUUGAUAUAUUAUAAAACCAUCACACAGUUGUCUGUAGUAUUUCUCUAUCCACUGAUAAACUACUCAGAUUGAAAUGUAGCAAAAGUUAUACUUGGAAUAUAGGCUUAUUAUACUCAGAAAUCUAUAGCAUUUAUGAAGUCUGAGAAUGGGUUAUAUAAUAUUUCCUCAAAGCAUAUUAUGUUUGUUUAAUAGUAUACAAGAUACAAUUUAAAGGCAGUGGACACUAUUGGUAAUUACUCAAAAUAAUUAUU
Messenger RNA from Asterias rubens (European starfish), 5647 nucleotides. Its product is annotated as active breakpoint cluster region-related protein-like. Gene Ontology annotation, molecular function: guanyl-nucleotide exchange factor activity; GTPase activator activity. NCBI's taxonomy places the organism in Eukaryota, Metazoa, Echinodermata, Asteroidea, Forcipulatida, Asteriidae. Gene Ontology annotation, cellular component: membrane. Gene Ontology annotation, biological process: positive regulation of GTPase activity; intracellular signal transduction. The record is from RefSeq and is a predicted model, not a curated record. The coding region runs from base 247 to 3648 and encodes 1133 amino acids. The transcript is spliced from 24 exons.